Leptosia nina is the source of this 753-nucleotide messenger RNA. The record is from the annotation of a GenBank genome assembly. NCBI's taxonomy places the organism in Eukaryota, Metazoa, Arthropoda, Insecta, Lepidoptera, Pieridae.
AUGUGGAAAAACUUACAUAAAGCUUUACCUUAUUAUUUGUUAUUUAUUAAAGAUGAAUAUUUUGAAAUCUCUAUAACAGAUUAUGUCAAAAUCUGGAUUGUUCGUUUGAACCUGGAUGAAUUUACUAGCCAUCUAAAAGAAAGCAAUUUAGGUUUAGAAAUACAUUCCAAUGAAUUGAUUGAAAAUGGUAUCCAUAUGUUGUUAUAUCCAGAAGAGCUCAAAAGUGCCACCGUUUCAAAUAAAGAGGAUAAAUUAGAAGUCACACUGUGUAAAUCAUUUGGAUAUCCCCUUAAAUUUAAAGUCCUAUUGUCAAUUGGUUCUCAGGAAUUGUUCUUCCAGAAAAUAAUACAGCCAUUACUAAAAACAAUACAAGAUCUACAUAGUAGUGAGAGUGAAUUACGGUCCAUUUUAAAAAAUAAAGAUAAAGAGAUAGAAGAGUAUAAAUUAGAAGCUGGAGAAAUUUGUCUAAGAUACCUGAAAACAAAACCAUUCAAUGAUAAAGCUCAUAUGGAAAAGCAUUAUAGGUAUGAUAAUUAUUUCGGCUCUGCUACGAUACCAGAUGGUUUAUUAGAUAAAUCUGUGGAUAUACCUAAAGAAACCAUGGUUAAAAGAGAUAUCAAGUCUGAGCCUACAUCACAGGUAAUAGAAAAUGAUCCCGUUAUUCCUAAGGUUGAAAUUAAAGAGGAACAUAUUAAAAUUGAACCACAGUCAGCACUGCCCGUAAAAAGAAGAAAAAUCAGACUUAACAUUUGA